This is a messenger RNA of Paramuricea clavata, 8525 nucleotides long. The record is from the annotation of a GenBank genome assembly. NCBI's taxonomy places the organism in Eukaryota, Metazoa, Cnidaria, Anthozoa, Malacalcyonacea, Plexauridae.
CCCAAUGCUCUGCCAACUGAGCUACGCGGUCAGGUCGGUUCGAAUAUGUGAUAUUUCGGAACUGAGUCUAUUUCCUUCGAUAUCAAUGUAAUCGAAUAAUCAUGAUGCUUGUGUUGUUUCUCUGUUAUAAUAAUAAUAAUAAUAAUAAUAAUAAUAAUAAUAAUAAUAAUAAUAAUAAUAAUAAUAAUAAUAAUAAUAAUAAUAAUAAUAAUAAUAAUAAUAAUAAUAAUAAUAAUAAUAUAAACGAAAAUACGACUUAUACUAUUUUGUUGUUCUUGAAAUUCCUGCACAAAAUCUAGUUUGCUGUGUAAACGAGACAAAUUCGAACAGAUGAACUCAGAAAGGCAAUAGUUUAAACGAUUUUUUGAAACUCUAUGUCAGCGAUAGCAAGUCAAUAUGGCUAAUCAAAGGCAAUAUAAACACAGGCGUAAAUGGACAGAUCAAAUGAACGAGGAUCUUUUGAGUUGCAAACGCGAGGCUGUGGCACUAGACACCUUAAGAUUGACGUUUACGGCAAACGUCGAACCGCUAGCGAAGUUUUUCAUUUUACAACUCUAUUAUAAUAGCUUUUACACCAGUUUUGAAAUAUGUUAAUAACGUAUUAAACUUGUGUUCUUUAGCAAUGAUUUAAGAAAGCAAAUUAACCACUAGUCAUGCCAUUCACCAAGGCAGUAAAUUAAGAUUUGGCGUUUGAAGUUGACGUUUGGCGUAUAAAUUUCAUGCUUUAACGACUACAAGCCCUGGUAGCAGUUCAAGCAUGAAAUUUAUACGCCAAUCAUCAACUUCAAACGCCAAAUCUUAAUUUACUGCUUUGGUGAAUGGCAUGACUAGUGGUUAACUUGGUUUCUUAAAUCAUUGCUAAAGAGCACAAGUUUAAUAAGUUUAACAUAUUUCAAAACUGGUGUAAAAGCUAUUAUAAUAGAGUUGUAAAAUCAAAAACCUCGCUAGCGGUUUGACGUUUGCCGUAAACGUCAAUCUUAAGGUCUCUAAUGACACAAAGGGAGCAACUACCGUUGGAUGGAAAUAGCAAGAAAAAAGGCUAUAUUAAACUUAUGAAGGAGCUAUGGGAUGCCAAAGGAUAUAAUGAUUUUGGCUUCUCAAGCCAGAAUUUGCGUGAUCAAGCUGCAAGGCUGGAGAAAUCUUUGGAGCUGGGGGACUCGAGAAACGUAUCAAGAGAUUCUAUUGCUAUAAACCAAAGCAAUUUACCGAGGUUGAAUAAGGACAAUUUAAUACGGGAUUCGCAAACGGGAGAGGGCUCAAACGGUUUCGAUAUGUCGGCGAAAGAUACCGCCUUGAUUAAUGAAUUGCAGUAUACAAAUCAAACCAAUGAAUUGCAAACAACAACCCGCCACGAUUUGCAUAAUAGUCAACAUGAAAUUCUGGGAGCACUCGACCAGAACGAAGACAAUGCAAUUAUCUCGGGCUGUCUUCCGCAGUAUAAUAAUGUAAAUAAACCACCUAUGAUUAAUUGGGGGAAGCGAGGCGAUGAACGAACAAUAGUUAUAUCGACUUCAGACAUUACAGAUGCAUAUGAUGAAAUUACAACUUGGAAAAAGAAUGUUUUUCUAGUGCCAUACGGGAAAAUAGGAAGGGAUUUUAUCGAUCAAAUAACGAUGCAUGCAUAUAAACGACUGGAAUAGCGGUUCGAAAAAUCAACAUGUUUCCCUAAAAGCUGUUUUUGUACUUCUCGCCGUUGGGCUUCAAAAGCCAAACCCGAAGUCCAAGGCAAAGGACCAUCAAGAUGCCUUGUCAAAGCGACUUGCACUUUGGAAGGACGGUGAUAUCAGUAAGCUAAUACGUGAAGGACGAAUCAUAGAAAGUCGUAUUGGAAAAUUUAAAGGAUCAAACCACCCCGAUAAAGCUAAAGUCUUUGCUAAGCUUGUGAUAGAAGGUCAAAUCAACUCAGCCCUUCGCUUCCUGAGUGAAACCUCAAAUGGCGGCGUGUUAACGUUAACUGACGAUGUAAUGACGCAAUUAAAACAGAAGCAUCCUGCGCCACAACCAGCAAAACUCGGGUCGGUAUUAUUUGGCCCGCUCAAUGACGAGAUACCCGAAUCUGUUUACUCACAGAUCAAUGGUGAGAUGGUUAGACAAGCCGCUUUGAGAACAAAGGGAUCUGGAGGCCCGUCUGGUGUCGAUGCUAACGGCUUUAGAAGAAUGUUGGCAUGUAAGUCCUUUAAGCAAUCAUCUACAAGACUGUGCGAAGCCAUAGCCAGAAUGACCAAGACUUUGUGCACACAAUAUAUCGAUCCUACCAUUGAUUGCUAGUCGUUUAAUUCCCCUAGACAAAGGCGAAGGUGCGGUAAGAUCUAUCGGAGUAGGAGAGGUAAUAAGGAGGAUAAGUGCAAAAUGUGUUAUGAGCUUUGCAAAGAAGGAUGUUGUGGAAGCAAGUGGAUCGUUACAAUUAUGCGCUGGGCAAAAGUCUGGAAGUGAGGCUGCAAUACAUGCAAUGAACACCCUGUUUGAAGCUGAUGACAUUGAUGCUGUUUUACUUAUCGAUGCUUCUAAUGCAUUCAAUGCACUCAACAGAACUGUGGCUCUGCAGAACAUCCGUGUGUUAUGUCCGAUAAUCGCUGCCUACGUUAUAAACACCUACAGACAGCCAGCUCGGCUGUUUAUUGUUGGCGGCAAAGAGAUUGCGUCAGCAGAAGAAACCACACAAGGAGAUCCUUUGACAAUGGCCUUUUAUGCAAUAAGUACCCUGCCUUUGAUCACGAGUCUACAGGCCGCAUCUACCAUGAAGCAGUGUUGGUUCGCAGACGAUGCGAGUGGAGCUGGUCGUGUGACACAAAUCAAAGAUUGGUGGGAUGCAUUGAAUACUUUGGUCCAAACUUGGGAUAUUUUCCGAAAGACGAGAAAUGCUGGAUUAUUGUUAAGCCCGAAAAGGAAGAAAGUGUGAGAGAAGAAGUCUUCCAUGGAACGGAUAUCAAUGUAACAGUGCAUGGGCAGAAACAUCUGGGAGCAGCGCUAGGUUCACGAGAGUAUCUGGAGGAAUAUAUUAAUGAGAAGGUUUCUAAUUGGGUCAACGAAGUGACAGAAUUAGCCGAAUUUGCACUGUCCAAACCACAAGCGUCCUAUGCCGCAUACACAUUUGGUUUGAAACAUCGUUGGACCUACUUCCUAAGAACCCUGCCAGACAUCCAGGACCUACUAGAGCCACUCGAAAAGGCAAUAUCGUAGAUUCUCAUCCCCGCUAUCACAGAUCACCAGUGCAAUCCACUCGAUCGGGACAUUCUAGCACUUCCAGCACGUCUGGGUGGCCUGGGCUUGGAAAAUCCAAGUCAUGAGGCAGAACGUCGGUAUGUGUCGUCAAAAAGAGUGACAGCUCCCCUUGUUGAUCAGAUUGUAGCGCAGUUACAUCAGCUACCCGACGAGUCGCAUAUAAAAUCAGCGCAACAAGCCGUUAGAAAGGAAAGAGUGCAAGAGUGGGAGGAGAGGGCAGAACGUAUUAGAGAGAGUGCACCACCAACAAUUCAGCGUAUAUUAGAUGUGGCUUCGGAAAAAGGAUCAUCUGUGUGGCUCACAGCACUUCCCCUAAAAGAACAGGGAUUCGACUUGAAUAAGAGAGAAUUUCGGGACGCCGUAAAGCUGCGCUAUGAUUGGCCAAUCGACGACAUCCCCUCCAUAUGUGUAUGUGGGGAUACCUUCACGGUUAACCAUGCCAUGAUCUGCAAACGUGGAGGCUUUGUAAUUAUGCGCAACAAUGAGUUAAGAGAUCUGGAAGCGGAACUCCUCAACAUUGUCUGUAGUGACGUCCAAGUUGAGCCUGUCCUACAAGACAUCUCGGGAGAGCAACUAAAUGGAGGCUCCAACAGAGCACCUGAUGCUAGACUCGACAUUCGUGCGCGUGGGUUCUGGGAAAGUCAACGAUCGGCCUUUUUUGAUGUAAGGGUUUGUCAUCCCAAUGCUGAUUCGUACAAGGACCUGGAGCUACGCCAAGUCUACAAGAUACACGAAAACGAGAAGAAGCGCCUAUAUGCAAGGAGAGUCCUCGAAAUAGAGCAAGGAACAUUUACGCCACUCGUAUUCACCACCACAGGCAGUAUGUAUGGGGAAAGAAUGUGUGAGAUACCAUAGUUGAUUGGCAGAGUUGGUAGCCAUAAAGAAAGGCGAAGAUUAUGCGACAACUAUGAGUUGGAUAAGAGCCAGAACCUCUUUCGCUUUAUUGAGAUCGGCACUUACCUGUUUGAGGGGUUCAAGGGCAAGGAAAAUCAUGUAUGAUAUUAGGAACAUUGAUUUCAACAUUGAGAACGCCGAGAGUGCUAUCUCUCAAACAUUUUAGAUUGUACAUAUACAAAGUUUAGUUGUUUAGUUAUUUAGCGGAAUAUGUUAGUUCAGUUAUUUAGCUACUUAGCGGUAAAUAUUUUAACUACGUAGCGGUAUAUGUUCCAGAGUUUGUUUUUAAAAUUUAACUGUACAUAUCAACAAACAUUUAGACACUUUUUUAAUUAUACCCAAAGAACAGAUUAUUUAAUAUAGUCAUUGAUAACAAAAGCAUUAUUGUAUAUAAUGAAAUGAUGAAUAAAGUUGUAUCAUUAUUAAAUAAUAAUAAUAAUAAUAAUAAUAAUAAUAAUAAUAAUAAUAAUAACAAUAAUAAUAAUAAUAAUAAUAAUAAUAAUAAUAAUAAUAAUGGAAACUUUAUUAAAUGUUUUUCUUUACAUACAUAUACAAUCGUAAAUCUCUCUCAUAAAGGUAACUUACGGUUGGCUAUUUGAAUCACAAUUAUACUAAACUAAAAUAACAGAACAAAGUGCAUGCAAUAUAUAUAUAUAUAUAUAUAUAUAUAUAUAUAUAUAUAUAUAUAUAUAUAUAUAUAUAUAUAUAUAUAUAUAUAUAUAUAUAUAUAUAUACAAUGAGAUAAGUCAAAUUGUUAGUAGUAUGUAAUAUGUAGUAAAAAUGUAAUAUGUAGUUCUAAUAGCAAUAGUCAUCAUUUUCCUAACGCAGUACAUUUGGUGGUUUUUGUCAAGACCAAUGCUUUCUAACAUGUCUAAAAAUGUAUAAGAUUCUUCUGCAAAAAUACCUAAAGAGAUGAUGGAGAGAUUUAUAAAUUUAACUUGGUUAAAAUUUUUACCUAGCUGUCUCAAUAAUUCUCUAUAUUUAUCUUUCUUCCGUUUUACGUUGUUUUUGAGGUUUCUCUCGUAACCAGUGGUGAAUUCAACCACAUAUAAGGAACCAUUUGAGCACGAUAAUAACAAAUCUGGGCGAUACGUAUCACCAGUAAGUAUUGAAGGGCUUUUGAAUCCAUUUAGAUCAGCGUAGAGAGUAGAACCGUCAACAGUUUGUAAAGUAUGAGCAAGAAAGUUCAGGACUGAAUUGUGUCUCCACGUAAAUCGGUCGAGAUAAAACUGACAUCCAGCUACUAUGUGUAGUAAUGUUUCAGGGCUAAGACAAAAAGAACAGUCUGAAUUUGAAGAUAUUGCACAUCUGUUUAGGUUUUUGCGCGUCGGAAGAGAGUUGUUAAUGUAACAAAUGGUAAAGUUGUAAAUGUUUUUCGGGAGCUUUGAUUGGGCGAUGGACCACACCUUGUUAAGCUGAGGUAAAGCGAACUUCUUGACGCUGCAGAAAAAGGAACCUUGACUGGUUAAUUGGUUUAGCAGUUUGUUUUCGUGUCCAGAACGGAAAUCUUUGAGAACUUCCUUAGUAGAGUUAUAAACGUCAUAUUGGAUAUUAGUAUGGUUAGUGGUUGCUCUCCACAGAUCGUUAGUUGAUUCAUUAGGAGAAGAUUUUAAAGCUUUUCGGAUGACUGUUUGACACUGGGUAAAUUUUACAGAUGGAGGAUAAAUACUCAGGCCAAAUUUGUUAUUUGUUAGAAAGACAGUACUUAGCGUUCCUGAUAUUGGUACUUCAAGCCAUCUGCGGAUAUAUUUGUUGGCAAUAGAAUCGAUAUUUUCAGUAACCCAUGUUUUAGAGAGUGUUGCGACGGUAAAGUGCCAGGCUAACUUGGACAAGACGUAGCGACUGUAGAGGAGCAGUUUAUUUUUGGGGUGUAGUGGCUUUGAGUCAAUAUCAGAUAUUAGUUCAUUAUAAGUAGGGUUGUUAGUUCAGUUUUAUGAUUAUCAUUCGACAUGUGGAAAUCAAAGUGACGUCCUAAAUAUUGAAAUGAUUCUCCAAUGGUGAUUUUUGGUAUUAGUUGAUUGCUGAUGAGGAGUUUUGGCAAGUACUGAACUGAUUUUGUGAUCGCUUUUUUAAUGCCAAAGGUACUGCAUUUGUCAACUCGGAUAAUCAUAUCGGACCAUUGGCACCAGAUAGAAAAUCGAUCUAAUAGAUGUUAGUUUUCGGAUUCUUGGCCAGUAAUUACAGCCGCGUCAUCAGCAAACUGGAACCAGUGGAUGGGAUUUAGUAAUUUGAAGGAAAACCCAAAUUGACGGUCCUUUUCAGCCUUGAUAUGCUGAAUGAAUGUAUUGAAGCACAUGUUAAAAAGAAGAGGACUGAGGCAAUCUCCUUGCAAUACGCCACGGCCAACUGUCAUAAAAGGAGUGCGGAAUUCAGAUGUAAUUAUCGAGGUUUGGAAAUCAGUAUAUAAACUUUUUAUAACAAAUUUAAUAUGAUCAGGGAUAUUGUGGUAGUCAAGUACGGAUUGGAUGAGGUUGUGAUCGAUUUCGCCGAAAGCAUUCUUAAGAUCAAGUAGGGUGAUGACAACAAAGCGUUGUCUGAUCCGAGCUUUAUUAAUAAUGUCAGCCAUUUGUGCAGUAUGUUCUAGAGUGCCAGAUAGGUUAGGAGUGAAGCCUUUUUGUAUGUUGUGUUCGACGAAGUUAUUAGAUGCGAGGAAGGAGUAUACUGCGUUUCGAAGACAAGAUGUCAUAUUAUGAUGGAAAUUUUUUUAUUUCAUAAUAUACCAUAAAACUAUAUUUCCAUUGAUAAACCUCGCUCAUAAAGGUAGUUUAUCGAUGACUACUUGAAAAAUAUUUGGAUUAUAUAAAUUUACAAAAAUAGGAAAUUUAAUAUUGUUCAAAAUUUUAGAAGCUCUGGGCUAGUCCAGUCUUUGUUUCGCUGACAGAAUACAUAAUAUGAUGUGCGAAUACAAAUAGCAAUGAUUUUCUUUUUAAUGUAUUUAAUUUGUUGUUCAUCGAACUUCAGUUCCUUGAGCAUAUCCGUUAAGGUGUUCGUCGAUUGACCAAAAACGCCUAGCGAGCUUAUGGAUACAUUAACAAAUUUUAAUUUUUUUAUAAUAAUAAUAAUAAUAAUAAUAAUAAUAAUAAUAAUAACAAUAAUAAUAAUAAUAGACUUUAUUAAAAUACUCAGAUACAUCCGUCUGAGUUUACAAUCGAAAGGUAAUUGAUCUAGAUAGUUAUAUUUACAAUGUAAGUUAAGAAGCGUAAAAAAGUUUUAAAAAGUUUUAAAGACAUUAAAGUCAAACAAAGUUAUACAGACAACGAUUUAUGAACGACCUCUUGAAUCUUUCUGUUCUCACUAGGGGGAGUUCCUACUCAUGCCCUCUAGGCCUAAGUUACCUACUUCUUUUUUCCGGCAGCAGUUCAAGCAAUGUGUUGUCCUCAGUUGAUGUUAUUUUGUUCCACAGUUUCUUAUCUCUCUUGUCACGUAUUUCUUUAAUGUGUGUUCGUUUUGAUAUAUAACCAUUCUUAUUUGCACGUUUAAUGAAUUUAUCUAUUUGGUUCAAAUAUUUACAGUCAUAUGCACAACCCCACAGCUCAAUAGCAAAAGUGAAUAUCGACAUAAUUAGGCUAUCAAACAGCAGAUCUAAUUGUUGAAUUGACAGUCCAUAGUAUUUGCAAACUCUCAUAAUGUACAUUCUUCCACCCUCCUUUUUUGAGCAUUUCUUCGAAGUGCAAAUCCCAGUUGCACGGAUUAUCUUGUAGAGUAACUCCUAAAAGCUUUAGCCAUGUUUUUCGCUUAAUUGAAGGGAUAAGCUCAGGCAAAACAACGACAACGACAACGACAACGACAACGACACGACAACGACAACGACAACGACAACGACAACGACAACGACAACGACAACGACAACGACAACGACAACGACAACGACAACAACGACAACGACAACAACAACAACAAUUUAUUUCGCACCACCAAGUAAAAUAACAUUAUAUGAUUUUUUUUUAAUAUAAAUAUUAUGGCACAGGUCACCAGAAAUAGUGAAGACUAAACCAGUCUAGUGACUACAGAGGUGUGUCUGCGAACAACCAUUUCGUACGUUUUUUCCAAGUUCAAGGGCAUUCUAUUCUCUUCCGCCCAAUCCUGUAAACAGGCAGCUUCAGAUCGAAAUGUGUCACCACUUUCGUUGCCAGGCACUCCUAACGUCAAAUCGUCAGCAAAUUUGACUAACGCAUUACUAGGAUCAGCAGUUUUAAUAUCAUCGACCAUUAUUGAGAAAAGAACUGGGCCUAAAACGGUACCUUGAGGAACACCACGAUUAAUAUAUAAAUAUUCUGUAAUAAUUCCAUCAACCAUUACUCUUUGUAUUCCAUUUUCUAGAAAGCUAAUUAACCAGUUCACCACAUAUGGAUUAAUGGGUAUUUUGGCCAUAUUAUUUCAUAAAAUUUUAGGGUUAUCUCAUCUAGGUU